Molecule: messenger RNA, 993 nt
Organism: Pieris macdunnoughi
Lineage: Eukaryota; Metazoa; Arthropoda; Insecta; Lepidoptera; Pieridae
Source: the annotation of a GenBank genome assembly
AUGGACUGGAGGACGGUUUUAAUGACGCUGGCGGUGCUGUACCACGUUGAUGGCUUCUCAAAAUAUGGUCGUUCAUGCAAGGACAUCGGAUGUCUGAACAGCGAGGUUUGCGUGUUAGCAGAAGAUCCCUGUUCAUAUGGGCAUAGCUCCAACUGUGGGACAUAUCCUACAUGCAAGAAGAAGUCCCAAGUGGAAGGUUCUCAUUCAGAACCAUCAAAACCAGUUAUGCCCAGACCGACUCCACAGUCACCUACGAGAGAUUUUGAUUCAGCACCACACUAUCCAGCUCCUGCACCACCUUUGAACAACGGUGGCUCCCACUUGGGAGGAAAUUCACCUUACGGCGGAAAUCCACCAUAUGGCGGGAACAACCCUUCACCCUAUGGUGGGAGCAACCCUAGCUCUCCCUAUGGUGGGAGCAACCCUAGCUCUCCCUAUGGUGGCAGCAACCCUAGCUCUCCCUAUGGUGGCAGCUCUCCGUAUGGGGGGAACUCUCCCUAUGGCGGAAGCUCUCCAUACGGAGGAAAUUCUCCUUCUGGCGGAAAUUCCCCGUACGGCGGUAACAACUCUCCCAAUGGUGGAAACAGAGGAGGCAGUCCAUAUGGAGGGUCAAAUCCAAGCUCCGGCUUUGGUUCUGGUGGAAAGAGCGCUCUAGAUAGCAUAUACAACACAAUAAAUAAAUUCGCAAACGGCCAAGGAGGAGCAGGCGGUCAAGGAGGAGCAGGUGGUCAAGGCUUAUCAAACAUCUUUGGGAAUAUCCUGGGUAAUUUGUCCAAGAGUGGAGGGUUAAACAGCCUUUUCAACACUCGACCGUUGAUGGAGAAUCCAAAUUACUCCUCGUACAGCUCAAACUCGAGAUCUAACCCUCAACCUUAUCCAUCAGGAAACCCAGUUUAUCAGACGCCGAACCAAAAUAAGCAAUAUGGGCAAAACGCUCGCCAUAACGGAGCUACGACGAACAAACCAGUGUCCUAUGGGUGGAACAUUGGGUAA